Messenger RNA from Closterium sp. NIES-65, 5355 nucleotides. The record is from the annotation of a GenBank genome assembly. Lineage: Eukaryota; Viridiplantae; Streptophyta; Zygnematophyceae; Desmidiales; Closteriaceae.
AUGAAGCCUUUGACAGUUGUAGCACCACUCUCAACCUUCUAUCUUUUCUCCCUCCGAUCGAUCCGACUGAGUCUGUCCUGCAUGCACCAUGCCCUCCUUGCCUUUCUCCCUGAGAAGGAAAGGGCGACACCUCAGGUGUCGCUGUGUGGGAGGCCGUGCAGCUCCCGACUCCAUUUCCCUUCUCCGCCCCCUCCUCCUGCCUCCCAACGUCCGCCUCCUCCCUGCUCUGCAGCCCUGUACUUGACAUUCGUCGUCAACUGCUUUAGUGAGCAGUCGUGGCGGUUUGCCGGGACAGCUUCGCUCGCGUUAUUGCACCACUCGAUACUGCCGGUGGCUGUCGCGAGAUUCGUGAGCCAGCGCCAUUCUCCUCCCUCACCCCUCCCCCACGUCUCCUGCAACGUGCAGCUAGUGGCAUGUGUGGCGGCGCCACUAGUGGGCGACCUAUUGGACUCGGCUUCCAGGGUGCCCGCUCUCACAACCAUCCUCGUCACUCAGUCCACGGCCAUCAUGGUGGGAGCAGCAGCCACCAUGCACGCGCUGCGCCUCGCCUUCCCUAACGCCGCAGCAGCAGCUCUUGCCGGUACAGCCGGCACGUCAGCGCUGUGUGCGCUGCCGGCAGCAGCGGUGCUGCAGCAGGGGUGGUUCGUGGUGGUGGUGGUGGCGGGUGCGGUGGAGCGACUCAUGGGUCUGGCCACAGGCGUGGCUGUGGAGAUCGACUGGGUGCUUGUGCUGGUGGGAAAGGAUCGACCAGUGCUCAUGGCGACAGCCAUGGCGACCCUAGGGAGGGUUGAGCUCUUGUGCGAGGUGGCAGGAGCAUUCAUCUUUGGGGCCCUCAUCGCCACCUAUGGGCCGCUAGUGUGUGUCAGAGCAUGCCUUGCUCUCGCUGCCCUCUCCUUCCCGGCUCUUCUUGCGCUGACUGCUCUCACAAACCACCUCUCGCAUGCAGCCCUCAGCCAGAGUAUUCCCCUUGAGGUCGCUCCAUCCACAGAAAGAUUGGUGCCUGCAGCGACUGCUGCUACUCCUGACGAGGAUACUGAUGUUGCGGCUGUACCGCCUGCUUCUGCGACUUCUGCAGCUGUUGCUUUUGGCACUUCGGGUGGUGCUACUGGUGUUUCGUCUUCUCUUGCUGCCUUGGAAGAAGGACCUCUAGUCUCGGCUGAGUCCGUGCAAGGGGGGCCACUCUUUCCUGUACCGAUGAGUGCAGCUUCUCGCGUGGUGGAUGCUGCAGCAAGCACAGUACCAAGCAAGGAACCAGCACGGCUAGAGCUCUCACCGGCCAUAAUGCAGAGGGCAGAAUUCGCAUGCAACAUCACACCCAUUCCACUAGCCAGUCCAGCCCGUGUCACAGCAACCGCCGCACUCUCGCCCAGUGUUUCACCAGCGGAGGGGAUUCUCUGGAGAUACACACACGCUGUAGCAGUGUCAUUUUUGCCAGUGGGAGCAGCGGCAGGAGCAGCAAUAUCAGCAGUGGGGAGAGCAGCGGGGAAGGGGUGGAGAGUCUUUACGCAGGAGGCGGUGAUGCCUGCGAGCAUGGCGUACGUGCUGCUGUGCUUCAAUGCUGUGUUGGCACCCGGGGUACUCAUGACCUCCUUCCUCUUCCACCACGGUGUGGGCAUGGGGGUGAUAGGCGUGUUCAGCAGCGCCGGUGCGGCCAUGGGCUUUGCUGCAUCCUUCGUGUCGCCUGCACUCGUGGCUCACCUCGGGAUUCUGCAGGCGGGCAGCAUCGCGCUGCUCUUCCAGGCCACCAUGCUCGCCCUCUCCGUGCUCGACUUCUCCUCUCUCCCUCUCUGCCCUCGCUUUCUUUACCAAGGCCUGCUCAUGCUCUUCCUCGUGCUUCUGGUGAGUCUGCCCAAUAAGAGCUACUUACCAGUGCUCUCUCGCAUUGGCCAGGGGGUGUACCAAAUCGUUGGAUGUCAAAUCAUUCAGGCUGUGCCAGCAGCAUCAGCCAAUCUGUUUGGGACUACGGAGAUGGCCCUUAGCAGCCUAGCAGAGCUCGCGAUGCUCUCCCUCGCCAUAGUCUUCCAUGAUCCCAAGUAUUUUGGCGCCCUUGUGCUCAUGUCCUUUGCUGGGGUCGUUGCUGCUGCGGUGCUCUACUGCUCGUGGCUCGCCUUUCCCGACCCUAGGCUGCAGGUGCUAUUUCCAGCUCAACCAAAGGUUCAGUGGAGAGAUGUGCUUUGGGGGGAAUGGGCCAGGGGAGGUACCAUAAGGGAAGGUUUUGCUGCGGCUGUAGCCCCUACAGCUGCAGCUGCUCUCGUAGCAGCUAUAGUUUCCGGCCUUGCCGAUCCUGCACCAGCAGCGGCUGAGGCAGCGCCAACGCUACUUAAGCUCCUCACAGAUGCAACAGGAGGCGUAACUUCAGGCGUAGCGUCAAGUACUCAGGCGCUUCAGGGAAUUCGCUUGCCUGACGCUGCUGGUGCUGCGAACGCGGCUGCGGAACAGGCAAAUUCGUUCGCAGCAGCGGUAGCCAGCUGGGUUCAAAACAUCGUAGAGCAAUCCCCGAUCGACGCCGCAACCGUCGCCGCAUCCGCCGCUGCGAGCGGUCCAGCCAGCGCGAUUCAGGCGGGAGCUGAUCUCGGCCGUGCGAUUCAGGAGCAGGGGCAGGCUGGGGCAGCGGCAGUGCAGCAAGCUAUAGCGGCAGCUGCGGGUGGGGUGGGUCAGGCGGGCGCAUCGGCAGGUGCCGCCGUGAGCGCAUUUUCAGGAACAACUAUCGCGAGCUCUCCUGGCCUAACGCGCCUCGGCGAGGCGUCCUCUGCGCUGUUACAGAGCUCGGAUCAUCUCACAUCCUCGUUGCGCGUGUCGGUCGACUCCGCCUUGGCGCAGGCCUCCGCCGAUCCCGCCUUUCUCCCCACCACCGCGGCGCGCCUCGCAACUUACCUCGCCUCUUCCCUCGCCUCCUCCGCUUCCUCCCUCGUCUCCUCCUUCGCCGCCAAGCCGAUCGUCGCGCCGACCGCGGCGGCGAUCGCGGCGGGCCUCGCGGCGCUGCUCGUGAAAGCGGUGGUGGAGGCAGUGAGCGACGCGCGAGAAAAGGGCAAGGAGAUUCCGUCCACGUACGACCCGGAGGCAAUUGCGGCGUAUUUCAAGCUGCGCCCCGCGCGGGUGGUUGCGCGCGCCGUGUGGGUGGCGGCGCAGUGCUCGGAAGUACUCGCGGGGUUGGCGCUGGACUACGCGCGCGGGGAGGGGAAGCAGAACGAGCAGCUGCGCGCGCAGCAGACCAUGGAGUUAAUCACGCGGCUAGGCCCCACGGCAAUUAAGAUAGGCCAGGCGCUGAGUAUCCGCCCCGAUAUCAUGCCCCCCGCUUAUAUCGAGCAGCUUCAGACCUUGCAAGACCGCGUGCCCUCCUUCCCCUCCGCCGACGCGCGCCGGAUCAUAUCGGACGAUCUUGGUCGUCCGGCGGAGGAGGUGUUCGACGGCCUGGAUAAGCCCGUUGCGGCGGCGUCGCUGGGGCAGGUGUACCGCGCGCGCGUGCGCGCAACGGGGGAGGACGUGGCGGUGAAGGUGCAGCGGCCGGAGGUGCGCGAGGACAUCUGCUGCGACCUGCUGCUGCUGCGCGCGCUCGCGCAGGUGGCCUCCGCCAUCCCCGGCGUGCACACGGACCUAGCGGAAGUUCUGGACUCGUUCUCGAGCCGCUUCUGGGACGAGCUGGACUACCAGAAGGAGGGCGCGAAUGCAACGCGCUUCCGAGAGGACAUGCAGAGGCUGCGCAACGUUGUGGUGCCACGUGUUCUCACAGAUCUCACCAGCACUCGCGUGCUCACAACAGAGUGGGUGCAAGGCGAGAAGCUGUCAGACGCAGAGACGGCGGACGUGAGCAGCCUGGUGACCCUGGCGCUCAACUGCUACCUCAUCCAGCUGCUUGAGACUGGCUUCCUGCACGCCGACCCGCACCCGGGGAACCUCCUCAGAACCGCCGAUGGCAAGCUGUGCAUUCUGGACUUCGGAUUCAUGACUGAGGUCACAGAGCCUCAGCGCUACGCACUCGUCUCCUACAUCUCGCACCUGCUCAGCGCGGACUACGAGCGAGUAGCGCAAGACCUCGUGGUCCUGGGCUUCGUCCCCCCGGACCUGGUCGACGAGGAGAAGACCAAGUCCGCCGUCCCGCAGCUAGCCCGCGUCAUGUCUCAGAUUACCCAGGGAGGCGGUGCGCGCAACAUCAACUUCGGGCAGGUGGCAGAGGAUCUCUCGUCCAUGGCGCAGGACUAUGUGUUCGUGAUUCCAAGUUACUUUGCGCUGAUUCUGCGCGCGUUUGGCACGCUGGAGGGGAUUGGGCUGGACCGGGAUCCGAGCUACUCCACGCUGCAGGAGUGCUACCCGUACAUUGCCAAGCGCCUGCUCACUGACGACUCUCCGCGCGCCCGUGCAGUGCUAAGGGACUUCCUAUACGGGUCAGGGGACCGCCUGGACGUGGCACGGGUGGAGGAGCUCACACAGAACUUCCUCUCCUUCCGCAACCUCAUGGCCACGUCCCCCUCCGCCUCCCCGCACCUCGAUGCCGUAGCUGUCGACGCCAUCGCCUCUGCUGCUGCCGCUGGCGCCACCACUCCCGAUGAUGCCACAGCUGCAGCUGGUGGUUCUGCUGAGGGCUCGGGUGAUGCUGAAAGCACUGGGGAUUUCAGGCCUGCUGUUGCCAUGGCAGCGGCAGGGAGGAGAGAGGGUGUGGGUGCAAUGCAAGGAGCAGCAGCAGCAGCAGCAGCAGCAGCAGCAGCAGGAGCAGGAGCAGGAGCGGUGGCAUGGCCGGGGGUGGAUGAGGGUGCAGGUGUGGUGGAUCCAGUGGCAUGGGAGGUGGUGCAGACCGUACUGGCACCAGAGGGCAGCUACGUGCAGGAGCUUGUACUCACAGAGAUGGCGCGCACAGUGGACGCCAUGUCACGAGAGGCCCUAGCAGCGCUCUGGUCCGCACUCGUCGCGCGCACGCUCCUCCCAGUGCCAGCGCAGCUGCAGCAGCCGGGCACCUACCCCCUGCCUCUCCUCCUCCCAGGGGCAGUCCUGGGCAUGGUGAGCGGGGACUGGCGCACGGCCAGCCUGUCAGAUGACGAUGUGGAGGCGCUGGGGACCCUGCGGCGGCUGUGGACGCUGCUGGCCCCGCAGCUCAGAAGCAUGGAGCCCGUUGGAGGGCCGUCCUCGCCUGCAGAAGCUCUCUCCUUCUUCCGGGAAGCAGCGCCCCUCAUGUUCAGUGUGCUGCCAGGAGCCGCCACCACAGCGACACGCUUCCUCGUGAUGCUGCUGCAGCGCCAGCUACUCCGCCUAGCAGACGAUCUCGACGGGGGGGACUCGGUGCAGCAGUGGGAGGCAGAUCCGUACUCCCUCGCGCGCUCCAUCCGCCCCUUCUGGAUGCCCCCCGCCAGCCCCUUGAGGUAG